Messenger RNA from Symphalangus syndactylus (siamang), 1847 nucleotides. RefSeq names its product ATPase H+ transporting V0 subunit b (gene ATP6V0B). NCBI's taxonomy places the organism in Eukaryota, Metazoa, Chordata, Mammalia, Primates, Hylobatidae. Gene Ontology annotation, molecular function: proton-transporting ATPase activity, rotational mechanism. Gene Ontology annotation, cellular component: proton-transporting V-type ATPase, V0 domain. The record is from RefSeq and is a predicted model, not a curated record. Gene Ontology annotation, biological process: proton transmembrane transport.
GCGCGUCACGUGGGCGAGUCAGGUGACGCUGCGGGGCGGGCGGACAGACUGCGGGGCGGACGGUGGACCCUAGGACGCGUUUGUAGCUCCCGCCCCGCCGUUCCGACCCCCGCCGCCGUCGCCGCCAUGACGGGGCUAGCACUGCUCUACUCCGGGGUCUUCGUGGCCUUCUGGGCCUGCGCGCUGGCCGUGGGAGUCUGCUACACCAUUUUUGAUUUGGGCUUCCGCUUUGAUGUGGCAUGGUUCCUGACGGAGACUUCGCCCUUCAUGUGGUCCAACCUGGGCAUUGGCCUAGCUAUCUCCCUGUCUGUGGUUGGGGCAGCCUGGGGCAUCUAUAUUACCGGCUCCUCCAUCAUUGGUGGAGGAGUGAAGGCCCCCAGGAUCAAGACCAAGAACCUGGUCAGCAUCAUCUUCUGUGAGGCUGUGGCCAUCUACGGUAUCAUCAUGGCAAUUGUCAUUAGCAACAUGGCUGAGCCUUUCAGUGCCACAGACCCCAAGGCCAUUGGCCAUCGGAACUACCAUGCAGGCUACUCCAUGUUUGGGGCUGGCCUCACUGUAGGCCUGUCUAACCUCUUCUGUGGAGUCUGCGUGGGCAUCGUGGGCAGUGGGGCUGCCCUGGCCGAUGCUCAGAACCCCAGCCUCUUUGUAAAGAUUCUCAUCGUGGAGAUCUUUGGCAGCGCCAUUGGCCUCUUUGGGGUCAUCGUCGCAAUUCUUCAGGUGAUGCAUCCCCUUGGGGAGCUUCUGUGUCCUUGUCUCCAGCCUAGCCUUACUUCUGGAGUAACCUAGCCUUACUUCUGGAGUAACCUAGCCUUACUUCUGGCUCUCCUUCUGGAGAAGCCAAAGUGCUCUCCUCCUCUACCUAUAACUAUAGAUUCCCCCAAACAGCUUCCACCUCCUCAUUUCCAUCUGGUUUUCUCCUACAGGGGCUCUCUCUGUCUCUGAUUUGGUAUCACUGACAACAGCCCUGGUUUUUUUUUUCCCCUUUCUAAUGCUUUGUAUCUGUAUAGCUCUCACUUAGUCUCUCCCUCCUUCUGUUCUCUCAUUUUAUCUGCCAUGCUUUUCAUGUCUCCAAUCUGUAUUUGUGAUCUAGACUAGCAUGGAAUUUUGUCUGUCCAUAUCAGUCUGUCAUGGUGUGUUUGACUGUCUCUCGGAGCUAUGUGUAUCUCGCUGUCACAUGCCUGUCAGUAGGACAGCAUUGUCUAAAUUGUGUGUGUCUAGUCUGUCUGACAGUGUGUGUGUUUGUGACUAAGGAUCUGCCUGAGGGUCUGAGUGUGACUGUGGGUGCUUGACUGAGUUGACUCUUAGUGACUAGCUUUAUCCAUAUUGCCACUUCUCUCCGUCUGUCCCACAGCGUAACUCUGUGGUUGUCUGUCCCUGUCUGCCUUGUCUGUCACAGUGUGUCCAUCCUGGUUAGUCAUACAUCUCUUGUGGUCUGUCCAUCCACCCAUGUGCUAGGUCUCAUCUUCUGUCAUUUGUCACUGCCUUACCUAUUCCUCUGUCCCUGCCUGAUCUCUCCUGUUCUUUUUUUGCAGACCUCCAGAGUGAAGAUGGGUGACUAGAUGAUAUGUGUGGGUGGGGCCGUGCCUCACUCUUAUUUAUUGCUGGUUUUCCUGGGACAGCUGGAGCUGUGUCCCUUAGCCUUUCAGAGGCUUGCUGUUCAGGGCCCUCCCUGUACUCACCUCUUGCUGCGUGUUGAUUUGGAGGCACUACAGUCCAGGCCAAGUCCUCAGUGCGGGGAGCAGGCUGCUGCUGCUGACUCUGUGCAGCUGCAUACCUGUGUCCCCCACCUCCACCCUCAACCCAUCUUCCUAGUGUUUGUGAAAUAAACUUGGUAUUUGUCUGGGUCA